GCGAGUAACCCGAGAUUGCGGGCUCCGGCCGGCAGAGGGCGCUGUGCAGAGCGGUGUCCCUGUAAUCCGCUCUCUCCCGCCGGCUGCUGAUCUCGGAGACCCCGCGUCACCACAACAAGCGCCCCGGAUCAGCGUGCUCUCCGAGUUCCCGGUGUCGCCGCCGGCCCGAUCCCAGCAGCACAUCCCCGGGCACCCCGGGACCGAGCACCGCAGCCAUGCCGCGCAUCAUGAUAAAGGGCGGGGUGUGGCGGAACACAGAGGAUGAAAUUCUCAAAGCGGCGGUUAUGAAAUAUGGCAAAAACCAAUGGUCUCGUAUUGCUUCCUUGCUGCACAGGAAAUCUGCCAAGCAGUGCAAAGCCCGAUGGUACGAAUGGCUGGACCCAAGUAUUAAAAAGACAGAGUGGUCUCGUGAAGAGGAAGAGAAGCUUCUGCAUCUGGCCAAGCUCAUGCCAACUCAGUGGAGAACAAUCGCCCCCAUCAUCGGCCGGACAGCCGCCCAGUGUCUGGAGCACUACGAGUUCUUACUAGAUAAGGCUGCUCAGAGAGACAAUGAGGAAGAGACAACAGAGGACCCCCGAAAACUUAAGCCUGGCGAAAUUGACCCGAAUCCAGAGACCAAACCUGCCAGACCAGACCCCGUGGACAUGGAUGAAGAUGAGCUUGAGAUGCUGUCUGAAGCCAGAGCGCGUCUUGCUAAUACUCAGGGGAAAAAGGCAAAGAGGAAAGCGAGAGAGAAGCAGCUUGAGGAAGCCAGGCGUUUGGCAGCUCUUCAGAAGCGGCGGGAGCUCCGAGCCGCAGGGAUCGAGAUACAGAAGAAGAGGAAGAAGAAGCGGGGCGUAGAUUACAACGCUGAGAUUCCGUUUGAGAAGAAGCCAGCUCCGGGGUUUUAUGAUACCUCGGAGGAGAACCACGAUGCUCUGAAUGCAGACUUCCGAAAACUACGACAGCAAGACCUGGAGGGAGAGCUGAGAUCGGAAAAAGAAGCAAAAGAGCGAAAGAAAGACAAGCAGAACAUAAAAAGGAAAAAGGAUUCUGACCUGCCAUCAGCCAUCCUCCAGACAACUGGCGGGGUGUCAGAACUGACUAAGAAGAGAAGCAAACUGGUCCUACCCUCCCCCCAGAUUUCUGACGCAGAACUGGAGGAAGUGGUGAAGAUUGGACAAGCCAGUGAGAUUGCCCGGCAGACGGCAGAGGAAUCGGGGAUAACCAAUUCUGCGUCCAGCACGCUGCUGUCUGAAUACAAUGUGGCUAACAACAGCAUCGCCUUGAGGACGCCCAAAACUCCAGCAGCCCAGGACCGCAUACUGCAGGAAGCACAGAACUUGAUGGCACUUACUAAUGUGGAUACCCCUUUGAAAGGUGGACUCAACACUCCCUUGCAUGAGAGUGACUUCUCUGGGGUGACUCCACAGAGACAAGUGGUCCAGACACCGAACACUGUCCUCUCCACUCCAUUCAGAACACCCUCUCAGAGCUCGGAAGGAUUAACCCCUCAUGGUGGCAUGACCCCUAAACCAGUUAUCGCAGCCACACCAGGCAGGACGCCACUGCGAGAUAAGUUGAACAUCAACCCGGAGGAUGGAUCUGUAGAUUACAAUGACCCAGCUUACAUGAAACAAUUGGAAAGAGAGUCCCGGGAGCAGCUACGCCUUGGGUUAAUGUCUCUGCCGACUCCGAAAAACGACUUUGAGAUCGUCCUGCCAGAAAAUGCGGAGAGAGAGCUCGAGGAGCGAGACCACGAAGACACUUUUAUUGAAGAUGCCGCUGAUGUGGAGUCUCGCAAACAGGCAAUUAGAGAUGAUCAGCGGGCUCGGGAGCUGAAGCAGAGACACACAGCGGUGCAGAAGGCCUUGCCGAGACCCUCAGAAGUGAAUGAGACCAUAUUGAGGCCGUUGAACGUGGAGCCACCGCUCACAGAUCUGCAGAAAAGUGAAGAGAUGGUGAAGAAGGAAAUUAUCACUAUGCUUCACUACGACUCGCUCCAUAAUCCAUACGGCGACGGAGCUGGGAGUAAGAAGGGCAAAGUGCCCGGCUUGGCAUCCACCAAUACGGAACACGUGGCAUAUUUAGAGCAGACUCCAUAUGACAAGUUUUCCAAAGAAGAGCUAAAACAUGCUGAGGAUCUCCUCCAGCAAGAGAUGGAAGUAGUGAAGCAAGGUAUGGGCCACGGAGACCUGUCCAUUGAUGCCUACAACCAGGUGUGGGAGGAGUGUUACAGUCAGGUGCUGUACCUACCUGGACAGGGACGCUACACCCGGGCUAACCUGGCCAGCAAGAAGGACAGAAUAGAUUCCCUUGAGAAAAGACUAGAGAUUAAUAGGGGUCACAUGACCGCAGAGGCCAAAAGGGCGGCAAAGAUGGAGAAAAAACUGAAGAUUCUGAUGGGCGGCUAUCAGUCGCGGACGAUGGGACUUAUUAAACAACUGAACGAGAUAUGGGAUCAAUUUGAGCAAGCCAACCUGGAGCUGCGGACAUUUGAGGAGCUGAAGAAACACGAGGAUAUUGCCAUCCCCAGGAGAAUAGAGUCUCUCAAAGAAGACGUCCAGCGCCAGGAGGAAAGAGAACGGGAGCUGCAGCAGAGAUUUGCAGAGCUGCUGCUUGAGAAGGAAGGCUCCGUAUCUAAAUACUGACAGCGUCACAUUCGUCCGUCCCAUUGUCCACGUUUUGAAUGUGCGCUCCCUGCCGCCUACGACAACUACAGAUUGAAGCCUAAGCCCUCUGCAGCAACGUGUACCCGCUGUGUCCCUUCUGUCGUGUGCAGAGAACCGUGCUUUAAACUCUCGUAAAGUCCAUUUUAUUUGCAAUAAAUAGAUCAGACAUAUCUGGUUUUAAAGACUCUCGCUGGAAUGAUUAAAACAAUGAACAUAUAUUUUUAUUUUGUGAUACCAAGAGCUACUCUCUUGUUUCCCCUCCUUCAUCCCACGCUCAUAAAUCUAUGUAGCGCUGUAAAGUGAUACAUCUCAUCGUGUCGCGCUGUCAGUGGGCUGUCUCGUAUACUUUUAUUAGCUGUAUAUUUGUUGCUUUUUACCGAUCUUGAAGAUUCAUUCAUUCCAUGGAAUGUGCAUAGGGGGCAGUACUGCAUUGUUCUUUCAUCGACGAGGUUUCCGUUGCCUGCAGAUUAUUGAUGUACAAUAAAUGACUGUAAAAUA
Molecule: messenger RNA, 3149 nt
Organism: Pseudophryne corroboree (corroboree frog)
Lineage: Eukaryota; Metazoa; Chordata; Amphibia; Anura; Myobatrachidae
Gene: CDC5L
Product: cell division cycle 5 like
Exons: 16
Coding region: 216-2630 (804 amino acids)
Biological process (GO): regulation of transcription by RNA polymerase II; mRNA splicing, via spliceosome
Cellular component (GO): Prp19 complex; spliceosomal complex
Molecular function (GO): DNA-binding transcription factor activity, RNA polymerase II-specific; RNA polymerase II transcription regulatory region sequence-specific DNA binding
Source: RefSeq, a predicted model, not a curated record